Molecule: messenger RNA, 1413 nt
Organism: Danaus chrysippus (African queen)
Lineage: Eukaryota; Metazoa; Arthropoda; Insecta; Lepidoptera; Nymphalidae
Source: the annotation of a GenBank genome assembly
AUGUCCGGAAAGUCCCCGAACGAUAUUUAUUUGGGGACGCAGGGCGACAGUGAGGAGGAGAAUCUUGAAGCUACUGAUGUUACUAUUAAAAAUGAUAGAUGUGUUAAACUACACCUGGAUGAGCAUAUAAAGGCUUAUAUUGAGAAGAAGGCUGUACUUGACAGGCCAGUAGAAGUUUUAAAAUGUAAUAAUAAUCUACUAGAAAGUGUUAUCUUGAACUAUAUAAUAGUGAAAAAAAUACUUGGGAAUCUAUCAUGGCAGGAUAAGUUAUUGUGUGCCCAAGUUUGUAGCACAUGGUGUUCGGCUUUACAGACAUUGAAAAAAGAACAGCUGGGACCUGAAGACUUUGUAAUAGACUUCUGUUCUCGCUCGCUAACAUGCGGAAUGAUAUAUAAGAAAUCUGGGAACUUCUAUAAUGAACCUUUAGUUGUCAUGACAUUUGCUAAUCCCGCCGGUUUUGGAAUGACAUGCAAAUGUAAGACUAUGGAGCCAAGUCCUUGUAAUCCACCCUGCAUUAAAGAACAUUCUUUGCUAGAUAUUGUUUACAAGUACAGUAGCGCACCAAAGGACUGCAUGGCAAUUGUUAGAUCUGACUAUUUAACGUACAUGCCACUGGCUAGCUCUGUUACAUAUCAGGAUGUAAUAACUCAACUGAGAUCACACCCAUUUGUAGGCGGCCUUUAUAUACCGGCCAUACCAAAUGUGAAAUUUCAUACAAUAAAUAUGAAAUCCUAUGAAGAAAACAUCUGCAGUGUUGUCGACUCUAUAGCUAGUGAGAGAAUUAUUAAAGGAGUGCUUGUAUAUGUAACAGACAAGUAUCUUUUGCAUUCUGUUGAAGAUAUAGUGUUUUUGAACUAUUUUAAAGAGGCACAGCCAGAUAUUCCUUAUGCCCUGGGUGGAUGCAUUAUUGAAGACACUGUAUUUGAGCGGAAUGAUCUCAACGGUAUAGUUGAUGGUAUCAAUGAGAGUAAUGACUUCAUCAGUGACAACCUGAUCUCUAUUGGAAUAUUCACAGUUCCUAAAAGUGGUUGUAAUGAAUUUAACUUUGAUAUGUUCUCAUUAAUUCUUGAAUCUUCUGACUGGACAAAGGCUAAGAUACAACAGUCUAUUAAUGAGUUUUCAAAGAAAGUCCCACAAUUUGAGCAUAGCGCUUGCAUCAAACUGUCAUGUGUGGGGCGAGAUCAGAAACAUAAAUGGGAGCAGGAGUGUUUUAGAGCUGUUUUCCCAAACACAACGAUAAUAGGCUGUUAUGGUAACGGAGAAUUAGGUAUCAAUCAUCCUGAAAAACCUCCACCAGAUGUACCAAGUGUGAAACGACACCGUCGGGAUCCUGGACCCCAGUUUGGAUUGAUGUAUUCAUAUUCAACUGUAUUUGUUUAUAUGGGCUGGGGUAAAAUUAUAUCACCUGCUUAA